Molecule: messenger RNA, 488 nt
Organism: Pelodiscus sinensis (Chinese soft-shelled turtle)
Lineage: Eukaryota; Metazoa; Chordata; Testudines; Trionychidae
Source: RefSeq, a predicted model, not a curated record
GUAACCGGCUGUACGUCCACCCCGACUCGCCCAACACCGGGGCCCACUGGAUGCGCCAGGAGGUCUCGUUCGGCAAACUCAAGCUCACCAAUAACAAAGGGGCGUCCAACAACGUCACGCAGAUGAUUGUGCUGCAGUCGCUGCACAAGUACCAGCCCCGGCUGCACGUGACGGAGGUGAAGGAUGGGGAGAGCGACGAGGCCUACCCCUCCGGCAACACCCAGACCUUCAUCUUCCCAGAGACGCAGUUCAUCGCCGUCACGGCCUACCAGAACGCCGACGCGAAGCUACAAAACACCACCAGGAGAAUCCCCACCAGCUGCGAGCAGUACGGUGCUCAUGACACACGCGGCGGGCAGUUCAGAUUCCGCCCAGGCGUCAGCCAGCUUAAUACCUGCUCGCUGAUGAAGCGGAAGCCUUUGUCGGGCCGAACGCACUCGUACGUCUCGCCGAGGACAGGGUUAAAGGGUUUGCUGCCCGCUCGGUAA